This is a messenger RNA of Oncorhynchus nerka (sockeye salmon), 7154 nucleotides long. Its product is annotated as inactive phospholipase D5-like. The record is from RefSeq and is a predicted model, not a curated record. The transcript has 10 exons. NCBI's taxonomy places the organism in Eukaryota, Metazoa, Chordata, Actinopteri, Salmoniformes, Salmonidae. Gene Ontology annotation, molecular function: catalytic activity. Bases 309 to 1745 code for a protein of 478 amino acids.
GAUACAGAAGGGGAGGGAGAGCGAGUGAGGGAAAGGGAAGGAGAAGGGGAAAAUGGAGUGAGAAAUAGAGAGAGUAUGAGAGAGGGAGAGAUUGAUAGCAUGUCAGGACUCAGUAGCUUCCUGUUUCUACACUCUACAUUAUACCUUUCAUUUGGACACUGUCCAGCCAACAGGAAUAGGAGCGUGUGAGGGGACAGCAUCCCCUGCCCUGUCAGAAACAGGCUCCUGCCCAGAAAACAAGCACACACACACACACACACACACACCCACGUGUGCUGCGGAGAGGACUAUCGACGCAGGGGUGCAUCAUGAAGUCUCAGCAGAAAUGCAUCGUAAUCUUUGCGUUGGUGUGCUGUUUCGCUGUGCUGGUGGCCUUGAUCUUCUCAGCGGUGGAUGUCUGGGGAGAGGAUGAAGACGGUAUAACAGAGGAGAACUGUAACAAGAAUUGCAGGGUAGUCCUUGUGGAGAAUAUUCCAGAAGAUGUCACCUUCUCUGAGAAUGCUAUGUCCCACCUCCCCCUCUCUGCUGGGCUGCACAGCCUGUUGGACCUGGCAGUGGCUGGUCACUCUGUGGAGAUUGUGUCACCUCAAUGGAACCUGAACCCCUCCGACUAUGAAUCCAGAUUCCUACAAUCUUCUAGGCAGGGUCAGGCUUUGCUGCAAAGACUGCAGGGGCUGAAGAAGAAGGGAAUCAAUUUGAAGAUAGCCAGUGGAAUGAUCAACUCUUCAGAGCUGAAGAGCCUGUCUCGUCACAGUGAGGUACGCUACAUUAACAUGACAGCCCUGACCAAAGGCUUUCUGCACUCUUCUUUCUGGGUGGUGGACAGGCAGCACAUCUACAUCGGCAGCGCCACCAUGGACUGGCGAUCACUGUCCACGAUGAAAGAACUGGGCAUCAUCGUCUACAACUGUAGUUGCCUGGCACUGGACCUGCACAGGGUAUUCAACCUCUACUGGCAGCUGCAGUAUAAGGACUUUAUACCGUCCAUGUGGUCCAAAAGGCUGAGCGCCCUGUGGAACAAAGAUGAGAACCUUCCACUUCUCUUCAACAACACCAAGGCUGAAGUCUUUGUCUCUAGCUCUCCAGAUGUCUUCUGCCCUAAAGACAGGACCAGAGACCUUGAUGCCAUAUCCUACGUGAUCCAAAAGGCCAAGAGGUUCAUCUACAUAUCCAUUACAGACUAUCUGCCUCUCACUAACAGGAAUGCUCACAGAUACUGGUCACGUAUAGACGGGAUGCUUCGGGAGGCCUUGAUCCUGAGGAACAUCGAAGUGCGUCUGCUAGUAAGCUGCUGGGAGCAGACGCAUCCCCUGACCUUUAACUUUGUGUGGUCCCUGAAGACCCUGUGCAUGGAGCUGGCCAACUGUUCAAUGGAGGCUAAGUUCUUCAGCCCCAGGGAGCAGAGAGAUGGCACGCUACAGGGAAUCAACCAUAACAGAUUAAUGGUGACAGACAGUGCUGUGUACAUAGGCAACUUUGACUGGGUGGGGAAUGAGUUUACGUUCAACGCUGGAGCAGGCUUGGUGAUCAAUCAGGCGGAGGGGGUGAAAGAGAAGAACUCAACGUUGGUGGAACAGGUGAGGGCUACGUUCGAGCGGGACUGGUAUUCACGCCACACCAAGAGCCUGCAGGCUAACAAGAUCCCAGUCUGCAACAAGCACCAGCUCAACCAACUGGCACAUCUCAAAAUCGCUCAACCAACAGAGCGCAAUGGGAGUAAGGAGAGUCCCAAUGGCUCCCUCUGAAUCCGAAGACGUGGUGCGUUACGAGACUGAUUUAUGCAGGCUUUAAGAGAAAAUUAACAGUUUAAUACUGAAAUCGGACACUGUAGACGUAAUAUAGGACUUGGAGGGCAUUUGUUCAUCUAUUGAACCUUCUGCUUAUUUCAUCCUGACUGUUUCUUACAGAAGACAUUCGUGGAAAGGGAACUGAUCAAAUAAAUGGAUUGUCUAUUGAAUGCUGAACCUCAGUAAAUAUAGUUCAUCGUUAAAUCCAUUUUGCCAAUAAUGACAUCAUUCAUCACAACCCUUUAAAACCCUCUCUGGCCCAAGCAGGUUGGAGCUGCAUGGACAGUAGUGUGGAGAUAUCUUAUACAAAUCUAUACUCCAAAAGGUGUUUACCCGGUGUGUCUUCAAUUUUCAUUUACAAAGUGCAGCAUACCUCCAACCUCGACCAAAUGAACUGGGGCCAUCUGUCUGUUGGACCACAGCUGAUCAAAUGAAACUAAUGGGGAAAAUAGGAAUGCCAGAAACCUCACCUGACUCCUAAGAUAAAGACAUAUAUUUGAUGUUUAUUGUUGCAGAGUAAAGACAAUUAUGCCCCCAUUGGCAUUCAUCUAUUUUGGUAUCAUGUCUAAAAUUCUGUUUUGGUCUAAACCAGAAUGUAAACUGACUGGGGUUGAUCUCAGAAUCUUGACUCAAUUUCUAGCAAAAGUUGCAGUCUUCUAUUCUGUAUAUUUUCUAUGUUGGAAACACUCAAUAGGGUAGAACUAGAUAUUUAACUUGUGAUAGAGCUUUAGGGCUGUUAUGUUUUUAACAUGAUCAAAUCAUUUAUAUAUUAUUAAUUAUUUUUUGAGCGUCUUGCUUCCUGAAAAGUGUUGAAACCACCAUGUCCCUGGACAGUACUUAGUUUGUAAUGGAUAUGCUAUCAUUCCCCGGUCUUAUGCAUAGGUUAAAACGAAAACCAACUGAAGUGGUCAAUAGCAUACUAACAUUGGAAGGAGCUGAGCUGCCCUUUUAAGGUCUAAGACAAGGAUGGGAAACAGGCGGCCCCCCUUUUGUAGGCCCACGGAUCAAUUUUCAAAGCCUUAAAACAAAAGAUCUGUCAGGGUCUCAACUUACUGUUGAGUUAGAUUAGUAGAAUACACAAGGUGACAUUUUGAAAUGUGGUUGUGCAUCAGCAGUUUCUCUCGUUAUGUCAGUCACUCAAGUAGCCCAUGUCAGCAAAAACAACUGUGAUUGUAAGUUAGCUGGCCACAGGACUAUCUAAACUUUUAGUAAUCAUGGUUGAAUUACCGAUUUGGGGGGCCUCCAUUGAUGUUGUUAGUCACAUCAUAUUAAAAACGGCAAACCUUUCUCUCCACCCUAUGACAAAAUUAGUUAUAAAAUUGAGAAAUCUUCUCCGCCUCAUGGCAAAUAUGUAUAGAAUUGCAGGAAAUUAACUCUGAAACGUAAAACUUCCCUUAAUGGCCCCCAAAAGGCUCUGAUUGCAUGUGUGAGUAUGGAUGUGGGUACACAGACCAGUGAGCCACUGCUGCCCCCUAUGAUGAGUUCGGCUUUGUUGUGGCCCCCACCCCCAUCAAAGUUGCCCAUCCCUGGCCUAAGGUAUUUGUUUGGUAAAGUUACAAGACAAUGAUUUUACCUAAUGGAAUAUUGGUCCUAGAUUCCCAAGGUCUUCGUGAAUAAUUAGGUUUAUUAGGUAUAACUGGAAAAGGGUGUUGAACCAGUGGGACAACUGUAGCUCUCUUUAAAAACAGAUGUUGACUUAUUGAACAGAUAUUGUAAACAAUUGGAGGCUAUUUCAGUCAGUAAGAUCAAUAGCAUGACUUUUUAAAGACUGCUAAACACCAUUUCCAGUUCCCCCAAGGACAUGUUUUGAAAUAAGACCUUAUGCAUUGAACUUAACACCGGCAGAGAAAGUAACCACAGCAACUCUUUACACCACACGCAUGAUACACUUUGCGCCUGAACAUCAAAGAUGAUCAACUACAGGAGUUGUCAACACCUUUUUAUGAACAUGUCACUCCAAUGACUAAAUACUGUAUGUAAUAGGCCUAUCUGGGGUGUUUGAUUGGCAUUACACUUCUAUUAAUUCUGUUUCAUCUGUCUUUUCAUAGUAAUAUAAUGGGAGAAUACUUUCUCCAUGUUUACAGGUGGUUCCCUUCACACAUUAUUUUAUAACUGGGGUUCUGUUAUAUCAUAUUCUGAUACAAGAAAAAUAUUAAUAGUAAAUUGAAAAAAUAACAAUGCACAUACUUCCUGAAAAUAUGAAUACGUUUGUCAGCGUUAACCAGUACAUAAAUGUAGCAUUAACACAUCUAUGAUGUACACUGCUCUUAUGGCAGACAAUGUUCUUAAUCUGACAGUAAAUAUCUGUACAACAACUUACCCUUUAACUACAGGUAACUGCCAAAAUAUAGGAAACAUCAUCAGUGUCUUAAUAGGGCGUUGGGCCACCACGAGCAGCCAGAACAGUGUCAAUGAGCCUUGGCAUCGAUUUGACAUGUGUCUGCAACUAUUGGAGGGAUGCAACACCAUUCUUCCACGAGAAAUUCAAUCAUUCGUUUUUUUGUUGUUGAUGGUGGUAGAUAACGCUGUCUCAGGCGCCGCUCCAGAAUCUCCCAUAAGUGUUCAAUUGGGUUGAGAUCUGAGACACACACACACACACCCUUUAAACCCCCUAUGCUCCUUUGAGACCCCUCUUUCAAAGGCACAGAUAUCUCUUCUAGCCAUGGUAGUCAAAGUAAUGGGCAACUGGGCAUUUGUAUACAUGACCUUAAGCAUGAUGGGAUGUUUUAAUUGCUUAAUUAACCCAUGAACCACACCUGUGUUGAAUGAACCUGCUUUCAAUAUAUAUACUUUGCAUCCCUCAUUUACUCAAGUGUUUCCUUUAUUUUGGCAGUUACUUGUAUGUCCUCAUGUCAUAAAGAGGUAGUCAAAGGCAUAGGACUGCUGUUGGUGCAACAGUCCAGAGUAGGCUACUUUAUAUAUUGUUUUACGAGUGCAUCAAUAGUGACUGUCAAUGAUCUGUUUAGGAAUGCACUUUGUCACUGCACAAGAAACAUGUUUUCUUAUUCAAUUGCUGGCAAACCUUCAGUCACUCCAAUGACAUGCACACUUGAUGUAGCAAUUCUGGGAUAAACAUUUCCUAACCUAUACAUCGAACCCAUUCGUAACAGAUCAGAGCUAACCAAAUGUGGGUGUGUCCCAGAUACAACCUACAGUAUAAACUGUCCCUGAUUCACUGUUGCCACCUAGAGUUUGUUUAAGGAAAGACUAUUUCUCUCACCUGCAAACAAGCACAAAAGAUGUCUGAAUACAAAGUAAAGAUUAAUGAAUAGUCUUAGUCCUCAUCAUCACUUGCGCAUUAGACAGACAGCCUACAUUUUAUUAGAAUAGUCUCCUGUGUAGUUUUUCAAAAUGUUAGAUUAGAUUUGUACAUCCACAGUAGGCAAACAUGUCAUACGCUACUACUGAAUGGUAAAUUAAUUAAUUUAAAAGGUAUGAUUGUAUUAAUAGCUUGAAGGAUACCACUGUGGUCAAGGUGAUUUACAGUUAAUUUAAAAGCACAUUGCAUCACAACACAUGGAAGACCAGUGGAGGCUGCUGAGGGGAAGAUGGCUCAUAAUAAUGUCUGGAAUAGAGCAAAUGGAAUGGCAUCAAACCAUGUGUUUUGAUACCAUUCCACUCAUUCUGCUCCAGCCAUUACCACGAGCCCGUCCUCCCCAAUUAAGGUGCCACCAACCUCCUGUGUUGAAGACAUUGAUUGGGCUGGUUCGACAUUGCAGCCGACAGUGCAGGCGACUGCCGACUGACUGUUCUACAAAUCACCUUGCAUUGUAAAUAGCGGCUCAUUAUUUGUUGAUCAGUCAAUCACAAUUUACCCAUAAUACAUUGCGGUUUUGAUGCUCUCGAACAUGACCAUUAAUUACGAUACUAUUACAGUACAAUGACUGCCCUCUGGAGGACAAUAUGUCCCACCAGUUAAUUAUAUACUGAACAAAAAUAUAAAACGCAAAAUGUAAUUUUACUGAGUUAUAGUUCAUAUACAGAAAUCAGUCAAUUUAAAUAAAUUCAUUAGGCCCUAAUCUAUGGAUUUCAUGUGACUGGGAAUACAGAUAUGCAUCUGUUGGUCACAGAUACCUUAAAAAAAGAUGAUAGGAUCAGAAAACCAGUUUUUUUUUUUUUUUUUUAUUAUUAUUUUUUUAUUUUACCUUUAGGCAAGUCAGUUAAGAACAAAUUCUUAUUUUCAAUGACGGCCUAGGAACAGCGGGUUAACUGCCUGUUCAGGGGCAGAACGACAGAUUUGUACCUUGUCAGCUCGGGGGUUUGAACUUGCAACCUUCCGGUUACUAGUCCAACGCUCUAACCACUAGGCUACCCUGCCACCCCAGUAUCUGGUGUGACCACCAUUUGAUUGUGGCAUGUAGAAAGUUGUCCCACCCCUCUAAUGGCUGUGUGAAGUUCUUGGAUAUUGUCGGGAACUGGAACAUGCCGUCGUACACGUCAAACCAGAGCAUCCCACACAUGCUCAAUUGGUGACAUGUCUGGCGAGUAUUCAGUCCAUGGAUGAACUGGGACAUUUUCAGCUUCCAGGAAUUGUGUACAGAUUCUUGUGACAUGGGGCAGUGCAUUAUCAUGCUGAAAUAUGAGGUAAUGGCGGCAGAUAAAUGGCCCCAGGAUCUCGUCACGGUAUCUCUGUGCAUUCAAAUUGCCAUCGAUAAAUGCAAUUGUGUUCGUUGUCCAUAGCUUAUACCUGCUCAUACCAUAACCCCACCGCCACCAUGGGGCACUCUGUUCAACGUUGACAUCAGAAAACCUCUCACCAACAUUAUGCCAUACACGUGGUCUCCGGUUUUGAGGCAUAUUGGACGUACUGCCAAAUUCUAUAAAAUGACAUGAGGGCAGUUUAUGGUAGAGAAAUUAACAUUCAAUUCUCUGGCAACAGCUCUGGUGAACAUUCCUGGAGUCAGCAUCCCAACUGCACGUUCAUUCAAAACUUGACACAUUUGUGGCAUAGUGUUGUGUGAUAUAACUGCACAUUUUAGAGUGGCCUUUUUUGAGAAAUAAUAUUUUUGUGCAUAUGGAAAACGUCAGUUUAUGAAACAUGGGACCAACACUUUAUAUGUUGCAUUUAUAUUUUUGUUCAGUGUACAUUACACCAUCUCCGUUUCCAAAUGUACAAAUAAGCAGAGUAAGUUAUGCCUUACAAAUAUGUUCUCAUGCAUAAUACAACAUACUUUCUUUGCUUAAUUUUGGCAUGCCCACUGUUGCAUGCCCUGCCUUUAUGAACUGUAGGACUAAAGUACAAUAGACAGCCUUAUUUUAACAAUAUAUAUUUCAAAAUAAAAAAAGGAGUGUAUAUUUAUUGUAUAACCUUGACGCCUAUAUCGAAUUCAUACAUUUAAUGUUUACUCUUAAUAAAAACAAAUCUGA